Fusarium tjaetaba is the source of this 1788-nucleotide messenger RNA. Its product is annotated as major facilitator superfamily transporter. Gene Ontology annotation, biological process: transmembrane transport. The transcript has 7 exons. Gene Ontology annotation, molecular function: transmembrane transporter activity. The record is from RefSeq and is a predicted model, not a curated record. NCBI's taxonomy places the organism in Eukaryota, Fungi, Ascomycota, Sordariomycetes, Hypocreales, Nectriaceae. Bases 1 to 1788 code for a protein of 595 amino acids.
AUGUCGACGGCAUCAGAUUUGCCAUUAAAACAUCUUCAGGACUCCUCGCCCGAUAAUCCCGUCAAGACAAACAACGAGGCGUCUGCUGGCGAUGCACGUGGAUUACCCCCUGACACGGUGACCGAAGCCGAAGCUUCAUCCGACAACCACGGCUCGGCCUUGAGCGACAAUAACAGGAAUGUCGAGGUUGCAGCUGGUCCGUCAGACAAUGCGACCAAACAAAAGGUGUACCAUACUGGGUGGAGGCUUCAUGCUUUAACCGCAGCACUGUGCUUGAGCUUAUUGCUGUCGACAUUGGAGACUACGAUUGUGAGCACGGCUCUGGUCUCAAUCGUCGAUGCCCUUCAAGGCUUUAAUAUGGCCGGUUGGAUCGUGACAUCCUACUUGGUAACAUAUACCGGUUUCCUCAUCAUCUAUUCCAAGCUCAGUGACAUAUUUGGCUGUAAACUUAUGCUAUUACUUGCGAUCACGAUAUUUACUAUCUUCUCUAUGGCAUGCGGUGCUUCUGACUCCAUGGUACCUCUGAUCGUCUUCCGCGCUUUCCAGGGGAUGGGAGGCUCCGGUAUCUACUCUCUAUCGACAAUCAUGGUACCGCUCAUGGUGCCCCCAGAGAAGUACGCAACCUACAUUUCUAUCAUGUCGUCAACCUUUAUCCUCUCGAGUGUCCUCGGACCAAUCCUUGGAGGAGCAAUCACAGACCACACGACAUGGCGUUGGGUGUUCUAUUUCAAUGGCCCUGGGGGAGCGCUUGCGGCUGUUCUUCUCGCCUUCUCGGUCCCAUUCAACUUUCCCUUCGGGGAGUCCGAUCGAUUCUUUCAUUCCCUCGCAUCGAAACAAAUGUGGAAGCGGGUUGACUUUGUUGGUAUGACUGUGUCAUUGGCUGCCUCCAUCCUCAUCAUUUUUGCACUCGAGCAAGGUGGUGUGGCCUACUCGUGGGGCAGUGGCGCUAUUGUAUCAACCUUUGUACUCUCUGGAGUCUUGUGGAUUGCCUUUGUUCUUUGGGAGCGACUGCUUUCCAAGAGCCACGGUGUCCGUGAGCCCAUGUUCCCGUGGAGCCUGGUGCACAACAGGUUUGUUAUGGGACUACUUUUAAACGGGUUCUUUACAGGUUUCCCCUUUAUGGCUGCUCUUAUCAACAUACCGCAGAGAUUCCAAACGGUCAACAUGACAUCAGCUAUCAACGCUGGCAUUCGUACACUACCCCUACUUCUCCUAUCUCCAUUGGCGACUGCUAUCAACGGGAUAUUGGUCUCUAAGCUGGGAGUCCCUCCGCUCUACACGCUCUUCCUCGGAGGUUCACUGCAGACAAUAGGAGUUGGCCUAUAUAGCUCCUUAAAAUCAUCAACCUCGAUUGCCUCCGCCCAAUAUGGGUAUGAGGCUAUCAUGGGCCUCGGUUUCGGGUUCAACCUCAGCACAAUCCUGAUGAUGGUGCCGCUCGUCGUCACUGAGAAGGAUUUGGCUGUCACAAUGGGAUCUGUGACACAGAUCAGAGUGCUGGGAGGCACAAUCGGGCUUGCUGUCUGUUCCGCUUUGCUCAUUAACCAUAUAAAGAGAGAAGCUGUCAAGUUCUUAACAGCAGAGCAAGUUGCACAAAUACUGCUGUCCUCAGAGAAUAUUGGAAUGCUCUCCCCCGAGACACAAUCUCGUACAAGAGUACUGUAUGCGGACGCCUACUCGGAGCAGAUGAGGGUCAUGCUUUAUUUCUCCAUUGCAUCUCUUUUAUCACUGGUGCUCCUUGUUGAAAGACAGCCAAGGAAAGCUCCCACUAAGCCUGAGAGAGCAGGAUAG